Molecule: messenger RNA, 1230 nt
Organism: Syngnathus acus (greater pipefish)
Lineage: Eukaryota; Metazoa; Chordata; Actinopteri; Syngnathiformes; Syngnathidae
Product: SH2 domain-containing protein 1A-like
Exons: 3
Coding region: 285-638 (117 amino acids)
Source: RefSeq, a predicted model, not a curated record
CCUAACUCAAGUACUUGUAUCCGCCCCAAGUCAUACAGCUGCAUGGAGGAAGAUUGCUGCGCAACGAGCCACGUGACUCAAUGGAUUCUUCCUGCCGCCAAUGUUGAGUUGGAGGAGGAGAAGCUCAGAAAGCUCCUAAGUCAAAGCUCGAGCUUGCAAGAUGUCGCCAUUCCAGCGUAGGGCUCAUACAGUCUUGUAGUUAAAAAGCUGAAGUGAGUGAGAAGGAGAAAAGGGGAAGCGUAUUAGAAAUAGAAACAACGACAAAGCAGUUGUGGUAUGUAAAGAUGGAAGAUUUGUCUGUCUACCACGGACCCAUUGGUACGAUGGAGGGUGAGAGGCGACUGGCUCUGGAUGGACGGGACGGCUGCUAUUUGAUCCGAAACAGUGACUCGAUACCCGAUGUCUACUGCCUCUGUGUGCUAUACAGAGGAAUUGUCUUUACAUACAGACUUCACAAGCAUGAUGGAGGCUCAUGGGCUGCAGAGACUGUUCCUGGUGUGCCGAAACGGCAUUUCCGUGAAAUCAAGAACUUGAUAGCAGCUUUUCAGCAGCCCGGACAAGGAAUUCCCGUCCCUCUGCUUUACCCUGUCACUGUCCAGAGACGGCUGAAAACAACCAGUGGUUCAGAUGCCCAGUAAUAGCCUGUCACUAUCGCAUAGCAACUCGAGUACGCUCCACCAAUAGUCGUGUGCUGCUCAGGGACAGAAAAAUGAGGGAAGAAAUGUGACGGGAACUCUUGGUUAGGGACAAACUCGGAAUGAAAAAUACAUUUUAAAUAUUCAUCUCAGCCACAACUUCUUAUUGUCUUUUGACACUUUCUCAGGUUUUGUCCAAACAGAAGAUAUCUAUGCACUCCCCAAAAAUCACAUUAAAUGACAAUACAAUAAAUGAAUGUUUUUUAAGGCCACAUUGUUCCCAUUUUAAAACUUUCAAAACUGUGUAUGUAUGUAAAAUGGAUUAAUUUAAAUCUUUUUUGCAGUCACACACUGAGCGGAAGCCAUUAUCAAGCUACAAGAUAGUGAUUCAGCUAAUAAAAUUGGAUGAAUAUCAGUGGGCCAACCUGCGUACUUGCUGUUUAUUCUCUUCUUUUGUGCCUCACAAAAUGUCUCCUGACUUAAUGGGAAGUGAGAUGAAAAAUAUUCAUCUCCUCAAACAUUACUGAAAACAUAAAUUGACAAAAAUAACAGUUUUAUGUGAAAGACAUGAAAAAUAAAGCAUUUAGGUGAAAUA